GUGAGUGUGUGAAGUGAGCGGAGGUGAAGAAGAGGAGGAUAGGAGCUGGGAGCGGAGGAUGGGAGGAAGAGUGGAGUGAGAGAGAGCGCGCGCGCGCGCGCGACAGAGAGAGAGCGAGGGCGAGCUGCUGCCUGGCUAUCGAGGGGCCGUGUGUGUCUGUCUGUAAGUGUGAAUGCGUGAGUGAGUGCGGGAAGCAAACGGGGAGUUCGUUACCUGAGAGAAACAACACAAAGACUCACUUUAACCCCUCAGAAUCACUCUAACGGAAACUUUAAACUUUUUUUCCGUUCUUUACCCGCUGCAGCUUGGGCUGUAGCGCCGGCCGGGUCCGGGGCUUUUGUUCCGCGCCGGCGUGGACGACAGUGAAGGCGGAGACAUACAAAUAAGCUGCAGGUCGGCGAUUUUAUUAUUAGUAUUUUUAUUUUUAUUUUGCCUGUUCUUCCACGCAGUCGGAGCACCGCGGCGCCGGUUCGCGCUGAAGAAGCGAGAGAAUGGCGGCCAAUAUGUACAGGGUCGGAGAUUACGUGUACUUUGAAAACUCCUCCAGCAACCCUUACCUGAUUCGACGCAUAGAGGAACUGAACAAGACGGCCAAUGGGAACGUGGAGGCCAAGGUGGUUUGCCUGUUCAGACGACGGGACAUCUCGGGCAGCCUCAACACCCUUGCUGACAGCAACGCCCGGGACUUUGAGGAGGAGUCCAAGCAGCCAUCACUGUCGGAGCAGCAGAAGCAUCAGCUGAAACAUAGGGAACUCUUCCUGUCCCGGCAGUUUGAGUCCCUGCCCGCCACUCACAUAAGGGGCAAAUGUAACGUCACCUUGCUGAAUGAAACGGAUGUACUAGCAAGCUAUCUGGAGAAAGAGGAUUGUUUCUUCUACUCUCUGGUGUUCGACCCAGUCCAGAAGACCUUGCUGGCUGACCAGGGGGAGAUCCGAGUGGGCUCCAAGUAUCAGGCAGAGAUUCCUGAUAAACUUGCAGAAGGGGAAUCUGACAGCCGCAUUCAGGAAAAGCUGGAGACCAAAGUUUGGGAUCCCAACAACCAACUGAAGGACUCGCAGAUUGACCAGUUCCUGGUGGUGGCACGGGCCGUGGGGACGUUUGCUCGCGCCCUGGAUUGCAGCAGCUCCAUUCGCCAGCCCAGUCUACACAUGAGUGCGGCUGCAGCCUCGCGGGAUAUAACACUGUUCCAUGCCAUGGACACCCUGCAGAAGAACGACUAUGACCUGGCACGUGCCAUGUCCACGCUGGUGCCGCAGGGUGGGCCUGUGCUGUGCCGGGAUGAGAUGGAGGAGUGGAGUGCUUCGGAAGCCAUGCUGUUUGAGGAGGCACUAGAGAAAUAUGGCAAGGAUUUCAAUGACAUUCGCCAGGACUUUUUACCUUGGAAAUCACUGGCUAGUGUGGUCCAGUUCUACUACAUGUGGAAGACGACAGACCGCUACAUUCAGCAGAAACGUCUAAAAGCAGCUGAGGCGGACAGCAAGCUAAAGCAGGUGUACAUCCCAACCUAUACCAAACCUAACCCAAACCAAAUCAUGGCCCCUGGCAACAAGCCAGGGAUGAAUGGCGCAACUGGUUUUCAGAAAGGACUCAGCUGUGAGAGCUGCCACACUGCUCAGUCACCACAGUGGUAUGCUUGGGGGCCUCCUAACAUGCAGUGCCGACUGUGCGCAUCAUGCUGGAUUUACUGGAAGAAAUAUGGAGGUCUCAAGACUCCCACACAGCUAGAGGGUGCUGCUAGAGCAAGCUCAGAUUCUGCCCCCAGAGGUCACAUGACCCGCCAAGAAGUUCAGGGCAUGUCCCCUUUCACCAGCAGCGCUGGCCGAGCCAAACUACUGGCCAAGAAUCGGCAGACUUUCAUACUGCAUACCACCAAAUUGACCCGCAUUGCCCGUAGAGUGUGCCAGGACAUCCUGCAGCCACGCCGAGCUGCACGCCGACCGUAUGCCUCGAUCAACGCAAAUGCCGUUAAGGCUGAGUGCAUGAUCAGGCUCCCUAAAGCAUCAAAGUCUUCUUUAAAGAACCGCCCCGUAGUUCGACCAACUCUGAUCACCAUUGUGAAAGAACUGGCUGCCCAAGCUCCUUUGAAGUUGAAAGCUCCUCGAGGAGCUCCAACUCCCAUCAACCGAAACCAGGCCAACCAACCCAGAGCAGCUUCCAACUUGCUCGGCAAGAGACCCUUUGACAGCAUGGCUGGGCUCCCCUUUGCUGCAAAUGGUAGGCCGUUUACUUCUGGAAUAAGGACAACUUCCCAGUCUGUAAUCAAGCGCCAAAAGGUCAAUCAAGGAGAUGCCCCAAACCCUGUAGUGUUUGUGGCCACCAAAGACACAAGAGCCCUACGAAAACGCUUGAGUCAGGCAGAAAUGAGACGCGCAGCCAGGAAACCCCACCUCCCUGUACGAGUGAAGCUGCCUCCGCGACCACUCUCAAUGCCCAUCCUGCCCUCUAGCACCAGUGAGCCCAUUGUCCUGGAGGACUGAGCAGCACAGGGGGUUGCUGCACCUGCUGCCUCCCAGCAAACAUGCCAUAUUUGUAGUGCACCACUUUCUCCUGUUAGUUUGUUCUUUGGUUAUUUUUUUUCUAGUUCUGCUGCUUUGCAGAAACUUGGUGUGCUCACCAUAAACAAAUCUACACAUACUUUUUUUUUUUUUUUAUCCGACUUUGCAGUUUAAAGCUCUUUAUUCAUUUUUCCUUGCCUUUAUAAAUGAGUUUUUAAAAAGUAAUUUAAAGCAAGUGGUCAUCCUCAAGUAAUUAUGAAAAAGCACACUUUGUUUUUCUUUCAGGUUCUUUGUGUAAAUAUUUUAAACUGAGACGUGAUACUUGUUUGGGGCUCAGUGGUGGGGUGGUAAGGGUGGGAAUUUUAACAUUUAUAUUAAUUUGGUUUUUUUUGAUGUUCUGCUGAGAAAUGUAGAUGCCCUGUUUUCUUACCACCUAAACCCAUAUAUUAUUUCUAUAGGCUAACAGUGAAUUCAGCCAUCUAUGUGGAACCAUUUAUAAUUCUUUUCUUAGCCGUCUUACUGAUCCCCUCCCUGUGAAACCAUCUCAUCCAAGAUGGAGAAAUGAAUGUGAAAGGCCUUGAAACCUGUUCCCCCCCCCAGUGCCCAGCUUCCGUGGAAUUACUACAUGCAGCAUAGAAAGUAAAAUUGGAAGUUUUCUUUUGGUCCUGAUGUACAUAUGGUACAGUGUAAAUUUAAGCUGUUAAGACUGGGCCAGACUUCAGACCAUGAAAACACGUUAAUUAGUGGGAUUGGGAGCACAUGGAGGGUGCUUAAAAUCCCAUCUUCUGUCAGAUAAAAAGUGGUUAUCAGCAACCGCUGUCAUCUGAUUUCAGAAGGACAAUUUUUCUAAUGCUGUAUAUACUUGCAUUUACAUUUUUUGAACUGAUUAAUUUCAUGUCAUCCUCCUUUGUAAGUUAAGUUCCAAUUUCAACUUCACUUUACCUCCCAUGGAAUCUUUUCCAUCUGGAAAUAACAUGACAAUAUGACUAUGUAUAAAAUGUAUAGAUGUUAGUGAAGGAGGAAGAGAAAAAUUUUGAGGGCUCAUUGUCCAGGAUAGCAGUAAUACAGCUGAUGACCACUGGGGGACUGCAUAGCUAAUUGGAACUGAGAAUCAGCACUCCUAGAUGGAAGUUUGUUCCCUGUGGGAAAAAUUGGAAAAUGAUAAAGUGCAAGAAAGUUCAUUGAAUGAAUUUAUACAUGCAGUAUGACUGCACUGAUUGAGGUACUUGGCCCAUUUUGUUAGGUUACUUAUUGUACAACCUAUAACAGGCAACUGAAGAAAAACUUUUGCUUUAAUUUGAAAGUGUUAUGUGCAGCUAGUAAUAUUUUGGAAAGAAAGUCAUGUAAAAUUAAAUAUGGGGUUGUUGGGUUGUAAUGUCUUUACAGUAGGAAACAGACCUGAUUCCAAAGGGGUGUGGUAGGGAUGUAAAGCCAUAGGAGAUGCUAGAUGGAUACAUGGUGUGUAGCAGCUGAACAGUGCUGCCUGGAGUGUCGAAUGACUGUCAUCCGAGAGUUGAAAGGUAAUGCAAGGAGAGGACACUGGAUGAGCAGUGUCACUGUAUGCAUACCAGUGGUGACUCGAAGAAAACUGAGAUUUUGAAAGUUGACUCGGAUAGCAAGUCUUUUUUUUUUUUUUUUUUUUUUCCUCCCCCCCUCCCCUUUUUUCCUUUUGCCCCCUUCCUUCCUCUAUCCAUAGACAGAUGACAAAUGUCAUUUUUGCUUAACUUUUAAUUUCCUCUCUUCUGCUCUUAGUAAUAAUCCUCUUACUGCCUGUGGUUUAAGGUUUGGCGUUUUAAUGUAAAAAUCUUUGCAUUUUGGAAUUUUGUUUCUGAAGCAAACGGAGUGAUAAAUCCAUAUUAAAUUGAACGUGCUCUGAAAUUAUAGGCCUAUUUGAUAGAAUUUCGGUAAUUUUAUAAAAUCUGAAGCUUGUAAUUACUCCGUAUUGUGGAGAAGUUUAAUACUGUACAUGUGAACAGUGGUCUGUAUUACCAGAGGUGGAGGGGGAUGAAGUGGGUUAAGGAGAAGGGUAUUUGAAUUUUGUACAUUG
This is a messenger RNA of Scleropages formosus (Asian bonytongue), 4542 nucleotides long. RefSeq names its product metastasis associated 1 family, member 2 (gene mta2). The record is from RefSeq and is a predicted model, not a curated record. Bases 492 to 2477 code for a protein of 661 amino acids. Gene Ontology annotation, molecular function: transcription coactivator activity; sequence-specific DNA binding; chromatin binding. Gene Ontology annotation, biological process: negative regulation of transcription by RNA polymerase II. Gene Ontology annotation, cellular component: NuRD complex; nucleoplasm. Lineage: Eukaryota; Metazoa; Chordata; Actinopteri; Osteoglossiformes; Osteoglossidae. The transcript has 18 exons.